CAUUUUCAGAAACACGUCCUGGUGCAUGUAUACCCAUUCUCUCUUAAUUAUUAGUCUAGCCUGAAUGCAUUCAGCAACCUGUAAUUCUAUGAUAUAGUUAUAGACAUUGUGCAAUUCAAGUGGCUGAAAGGAUCUGAGAUGAGGAAAGAGGGUCAAUUCAGGCUAAAUACAAAGCUGAGUGAUUCAUGAUUUCUCUUUUUUCAUCUGGCAAGAAAGGCAGGCGACUGCUCCAGGCUCUGAGUCCAGAGUAGCAAGCCAGCGGAGAGUUUUGGAAGUGACAUGGUGUAAGUCUGAGAUGCCCAUGACUGCCAUGUGCAGUAGGAAGGUCCAGACUUGUUUGCUGGUGGUCAGCUACUUCACCUACCUCUUCUUGGGGGCCAUCGUCUUCCAAGCUCUGGAGAGGGAUGCCGAGGAGCAUGAGAAAACGGCGGUCAUCCAAAUGAAGCAGGCCUUUCUGCAGAACUUCGCCCACCUCACCGUGGGGGACGUGGAGCAGUUUGUGAAGAACCUGACCGAAGCCAUUCAGAAGGGAGUCUAUCCCAUAAGGAACGAAUCACAGGUUGAACAGAGCAACUGGGAUUUCAGCAGCUCCUUCUUCUUCGUGGGCACGGUGGUCUCCACAAUAGGUUACGGCAAGCUGUGUCCCAAAACUGCCGGUGGCCAGCUCUUCUGUGUCUUCUUUGCUUUGUUUGGAAUCCCCUUGAAUAUUGUAUUUCUGCACCGUGUGGGCAAGAUACUUUCACUGCUGUGUAAAAGGCUGGGGAAAUGCCUGUAUGAAAAGGGAAUGAAAAAGAAGAAGACCAAAUUUCUGACCCUUCUGUUCUUCCUGGUGAUGGGAAUUCUAGUGUUCCUGUGUUUGCCAUCGCUCGUCUUCCAGAUCGUGGAAGGCUGGUCAUACAGCGAAGGAAUAUAUUUUGCAUUCAUCACCCUAAGCACCAUCGGCUUUGGAGACUAUGUAGUAGGUAAGCAGCCUGAAAGGCACUAUUUUUCCUACUACCGAUCUUUUGUGGCCAUUUGGAUCAUCUUUGGCCUGGCUUGGACUGCCCUCCUCUUUAAUUUAUUGAUGAUGCUCUUAGAAGACACGGAAAAGAAAAUCGCCAAGGAUCUCCAUAAAAUGGGAAAGGCGGGUAAAGAGAAUGAGGAGACCCUAAAAAACUACCAGCCUGCUGGACUCCUAGAGGAAGGACCCUUGUCGCUGGACUCUGGAGGAGACGCACGAGACUGCGAAGAGGCGAAGCUAGAGAAAAAUAUGUUUUCCUUAGAGCGAAAUGUUGUACGGUCAGAUUGAGAUCGGAUUGAAGAGUCGCUGCUCCAGCGUUAUAAGGACUAGACUGAAAGGAGAAAUUCCUAUGGGACUAUCAUUUCUCCCACAGAUGGGUAGCCUUCCUCUGCUGUGGCUCUAAUGGGCAUGUCUGUAUGGCUUCUCUGGAGCCCCGAGAGCCCCGUUUUCAAGCCCGUCCUGCCCCCCUGCUCCCACUCCACAGGUGUCCAACCUGGAAGGGGGGCAGGGGCCACCCCCUUGAGGGCACUCCCUUAAGAGCAGCAGCAAGGACGCCCUCCAAGCAGCUUCACUGCCUCAUUUCUGGGUUUGGCAGAUGCAGAGCAGGCAUGGGGAGGCAGCAGGGCCUCGAGACUGGGGCUUCUGGGAGUGCCCUGGAAAUGGUGCAGGCACGGCCAGCGCAGCACGAGCCAGGGGGUAAUAAUGAUGCUCACUCUGCCCCCCCAGCUAAUAACGCAUAAUAAAGAUAGUUGCCCUGGAGGCUUACACGAAGGCACCCACCGUGGGGAACACCACCACCUAGUGGCAUCACUGCAGGACUGACGCACCAGGUCUUCCCAUUCCGGUAGUGCCGGAGAGACAGUGCAGCCAGGACGGAUGGUCCAGGAAUUAUAUGAGAAGGGAGGAUUUGGGGAGCUGAGACCUUUUACUGGACCAGCUUCACAGUUGGGAUAAAGCUAGGUGAGCUUUUGAAUGCAAGGCAUUCUUCAUCAGUUCUGCCUUGAAUUUAAAAACUUGUCUAACUUUACCC
Messenger RNA from Gavialis gangeticus (Gharial), 2030 nucleotides. Its product is annotated as potassium channel subfamily K member 16-like. Gene Ontology annotation, biological process: stabilization of membrane potential; potassium ion transmembrane transport. NCBI's taxonomy places the organism in Eukaryota, Metazoa, Chordata, Crocodylia, Gavialidae. The transcript is spliced from 6 exons. The coding region runs from base 296 to 1288 and encodes 330 amino acids. Gene Ontology annotation, molecular function: potassium ion leak channel activity. Gene Ontology annotation, cellular component: membrane. The record is from RefSeq and is a predicted model, not a curated record.